This is a messenger RNA of Calypte anna (Anna's hummingbird), 6147 nucleotides long. It is a transcript of the gene RAB11FIP2, whose product is annotated as RAB11 family interacting protein 2. Bases 202 to 1734 code for a protein of 510 amino acids. The record is from RefSeq and is a predicted model, not a curated record. Lineage: Eukaryota; Metazoa; Chordata; Aves; Apodiformes; Trochilidae. Gene Ontology annotation, biological process: regulated exocytosis. The transcript has 5 exons. Gene Ontology annotation, cellular component: endosome; phagocytic cup. Gene Ontology annotation, molecular function: small GTPase binding.
GACCCUGCAGCCCCCAGGCAUGGAGGAGGAGGGGGGGACGUGAGGGGUGGUGAGUGCCAGCCGCGGGCAGGAGCGCUGGAGAAGGAGCAGGCUGAGCCCCUGACAGGUGUCUCCGCCGUAAGUGCCCUUACGCAGUAACUCGAAGACUUAAAAAAAAAAAAGAGACUUUUGUGCUCGCUGUUGCCGCUGCGAUCUUCGAAGAUGAUGUUGGCAGAGCAAGCCCAGAAGUGGUUCCCAACUCACGUGCAAGUGACCGUCCUCCAAGCCAAAGGUCUGAAGCCGAAAGGUAAAAAUGGCAGCAACGAUGCCUACACCAUCAUCCAGCUGGGCAAGGAGAAGUAUUCCACCUCGGUGGCCGAGAAGACCUUGGAUCCCAUCUGGAAAGAAGAGGCCUCCUUCGAGCUCCCUGGAUUACUCAUGCAGGAGAAUCCAGAAAAAUACAUCUUGUACCUGAUUGUCAUGCACAGGUCACUGGUGGGGCUGGACAAGUUUUUGGGACAGGUGGCGAUAAGUCUGAACGAUGUGUUUGAAGACAAGCAAAGAAGGAAGACAGAGUGGUUUCAACUGGAGUCCAGGCAAGGGAAGAGAACUAAAGACAGAGGAGAAAUAAAGGUCAAUAUUCAGUUUAUGAGGAAUAACAUGACAGCAAGUAUGUUUGAUUUGUCAAUGAAGGACAAAACCAAAUCCCCUUUUGCUAAACUAAAAGAUAAAAUGAAGGGCCGGAAAAGCGAUGGGACAUUUUCGGAUACAUCCUCUGCCAUCAUCCCAAGUACUCACAUACCUGAUGCAAACAUAGACAUAUACAGUGGUGAAGUACAAAUGAAAUCAAAACCAAAAAAACCUUUCCUUUUGGGACCUCAGCGGCUGUCAUCAGCUCAUUCAAUGUCAGAUUUAACAGGAUCACAUGUCUCCUCAGAAAAAAUAAAGCCUGGCACAGGUGGCUACUCUCAUCUUUUCAGGCGUCAGCUGGAAUCUUUUGGUUCAGUUGAUGAAGGUGGGAGUCUAAGAUCUCCACAUAGAAGGACAUUAAGUGUUGAUACUUCUAAAAUGAACCAGCUUGACAGCACAGUUGAUGAACCUGCACCUGAAGCACAAAGUGACCCAUUUACCAAUGUGAGUGCUUCGUUACCCCAAAAAUUUGCUACACUGCCAAGACAGAAGAAUCCUUUUGAAGAAAGCCCAGCGCCAUGGGAUCAAAACAUAAGUCUGUUUUCCAAACCUGUGGAAAUCAGAAAAGACAGUAAAAAAGAGAAAAAAGAGAGAGUUAGUCUUUUUGAACGAGUGACUGGAAAAAAAGAGAGCAAGAGGUCAGAGAAACUCAGCAAUGGGGGAUCAGACAGUUCUGCUGACUUGAAAUCACCCAGUGCGUUUGGUGAGACUCAUCAGGAGAGUUUUGAUUAUGAUUCCACCAAUCCGUUCAUGACAAACUUCAAGCCUGCAAGCAUGUUGCCAUCUUCAAGUUUUCAUAUGAAUCCUUCUGGCAUUGAGGGGCUCAGGAAAACAAUGGAUGGAAAUCCUUUUGAUGCCACUGCAGGAUACCGGAACCUUACUUAUGAAGAGGUUUUGCAGGAGCUGGUGAAGCAUAAAGAGCAACUGAAGAAGAAGGACACUCAUAUCCGUGAGCUUGAGGAUUACAUUGAUAAUCUUCUGGUACGAGUGAUGGAAGAAACACCCAGUAUUCUCAGAGUGCCAUAUGAACCUUCUCGAAAAGCUGGCAAAUUUUCCAAAAGUUAAGACAGUGAUAUUGAUGGUACUUUCUGCUGAAUGUCUUAGAGGAGUGAGAUCCCACUGUAACAUUUUGACUUCUCUGCAUUCCUGUUCCUCUAAGAAACUCCAGGAAUCAGGAGAGGACAGGAGUGUGGUGUGUGGGGUUGUUUUGGUUUGAUUUGUUUUUUUUAACUCCAAACACUAGCAGGGACUGCCAAAAGUAAUCUUCUGUUAGGUUACCUAAUUACAUAUUUUUUUUCCUUUUUGAAAAUAUCCUUAGGUACAGAAUACUUACAUUAAAUAAUACACAUUGAGUAUGUCCAUGCAGUUUAUAUAACAGCUUAGUGUUGACCACGUGGCAGUUACAGCUGGGAAGCCUCUGCUGUCCUGAAUCUUUUCUUGAAUGAUUAUUGGUAUUAUGCAAUAUAUCAAUUCUGAUAUUACAGCAUGCCAUCAAGACCACUGUUUUCAAGCUUUACUAAAUCAAAAUGUGGGUUUUUUUGCAACAGAAUCUCAUUUGUUCUACACACAUUAGAGGAAAGCAGUGGUGCACAAUCUUUGCAGAGUAAAUGCAGCAUUCCAUACGGUGUGCUUUUUGUAGAACAAUGUAAAAAAUAUCAUGCCAUUUCAGUCCUGGCACAUGCUGGAAUCAGUUAUUUUGCACUUAAAUGCUGAAUUCUGUGUGUAAUGGUUGAAGUUUGGUAGUGAGAUCAUGACAUGAGGUUGUUCUGAGGAUCUUUUUCUAUUAAGUUUUUGCAUGCUGUUUUUAUAUGUUGAAGUACUUUGGAAAGUGUUAAGAGAGUCAGAAGUAGGGCUGGGGAAAAGUAUGGAAUAAAGACAUGAAUACUUUGUUCAGCCAAAAUCUGCUGCAGUGAAAAUGUGUGAGAAAUGAACAGGCUGAAUUAAAUAGACAUGGUAAUUCAAAAGGUGUAGAACUGCCUCAAUUUAAGGUUGAGUUUCCCAUGGUAUAUCAUGGUUUUUUUUAAAUCUUAGGGCAAGAAAGUAUAUGCCUUUAGAAAUAGGCUAUGUUGCUUAAACACAUAUAGAGUACUUAGAAAGACUUUCCAUUAAAAAAAAUCUAUUCCUUGUAAAUACUUGUAAAAGUCAGUUUUCAUUGAGGCAAAUGAAAGAAGAAUGUAGUAAAUGCCUUCCUGAUCAUUUAAUAGUUGUUUGUAAACUGACAGAUGAAAAAAGUAUCAAAUAUUUAAUAAUUUGAAAAAAUAUAGUGGUGACCAUAUAACAGGAGAAUUCUGUGGAAGAAUCCUCACAAAAUUAACAUAAAUAGAUUUUAUUUUUAAUCCCCUUCACAAGUGUCUCAUUGGGGUCAUGUGAUGCUGUGAAACAGUAAGGCUAUUUUUUAAAAGUACAGAGCAUAAUUUAGAUUUGAAUUUAAGAAACCUGACUGUAUUCUCCUUUUUUUUUUUUCUGCACCUGAUGUGUUUUCUUUCUUACAGCACCAUGUAAUGGCUUUUGCUGAGGAAGAAAAAAAUGCUUGGAAUUAAAUUCUGAUUUUUAUUUUUUUUUGUCAUAAAAGAUGUAAAUAUCUUUUCGUUUUUUAACUGAAAGAAAUUAGGAAUAUCUUGAAUAAUUUUAAUCUGGAAGAGUAGAAAAAAAUAUUAUCUGACUGCAUUUGACAAUGCUGGUAUUGUGUGGUAGUACAGAACUAUUCCUGUUAGGAAAAAAAAACCUUUGUACAGUAAUUCUCAAAUUGAGUUUACUCCUUUUUUGUUUUGUCUUCUGUUCUUCCUUUCUCUUUUUUUCUACUUCUUUUUCUUCUUCACUUUUAGGAACUACCUCCCAUUCCCCUAGUGCUUUGUCCCUAGAAUUUGUGCAGUUUGAGUGUUCCCAACCCAGCAUUGGGAUCCCUUAGCAUGGAGCUUUGUGCCUGGAUGGAGCCUGGGUGAUUGGAGCCUGGGUGAUUGGGGCACAGAAAUGGGCCCACUUCUUCAGGGAGUCUCUCUUUUGUCAGCCUAAGGAUUUAUCAGGUUUGGUACCUCACAAAACCACAUGAAUGUUCUUUUGACCCACUUCAGAUCUCAAUGACUGUAAAUUUGUUAUAAUCUGUUUAAAGUGCCAAAGGUUAUGUACCAAGUUGUGGUACGCUUAUUGUUGGAAGUUAGGGUUUACACUCAAUUAGGUUUUAAUUUCCUAAUUACACCAAGAUGUAUUUCACUUACUCAGUAUUUCCAUAGAAGUUUUAAAACAUUUUCAAAUGUUUGGCCGAAGCAAAUUCUUUUCUCCUAUUGUUAAUGGGGGAGUGUUGUGCAAUUGUUUUGAAUUCCAGAGUCUUUUUCAAGCUAACUGGUAUGAGACCAUCUGUAGCAUUUACAACUCUUAAAUCAUCCACACCAAUGGGGUUUAACAAAUAAACCAGCCAGAGAAUAGGCUCCAAAUGACUUUUCACUUGCAAGCCAACUUAGAAUUAUUAAAAUGAAGCUCAACUAUAUUUAGCACCUCUGAAAUCACUUCUUUUAGAAUGUAAAUGUAGAAUAUCAAACUGCAUAAUUGACUCCACGCAGAUCAUUUGACAUAUUUGCAUACCAGGAAUGAUAAGCAGAUUAAAGGUAGCGAAAAGAUCAAUUUUUGUGCAUAAGGGAAGAGAUUUAGUGAAGCUUUGAAUGUGCUAUCUACUCUUUAUCUGAUCUGUAAGUGAAUAAAAGCACCUUUUGUUUCUAACACUUUAUCAAAAAGGGGAGAACGACAAAUACAAUUUAGGAAAAGGUAAGGUGACUGAGAGAGGCAAAAUAGGACACCUACAACUAUGGAAAUAUUUUUAUAGUGUUCCUAGGCAUAGGCUGCUUUUGGAGCAACUCUUGAAAGAUUACACACAUGUCAUUUUCUGCCUAGAAAGAAAAUUUUAACUUGUUUUCUUUAUUUUGAAAUUAUUUUUGAAAAACAUCAUCACCCCACGUGUAUUCUUUGAACCAUGCAGCUUUCAAAUGAAAUAAUUUUGUAGAGAAUAAAUUAUAUGCUGAAAACAAAGUUCUGUUUCUCCCACAGCAUAAAAUUGCAAACUUUUUUGCAGCUCAUUUUAAAACCAUAAUGAUUUGCCAUUUAAGAUUGGUCUUUCUUGCCCUUUAAAAUAUAGAGAUGAGAAUUGUGGGCAUCUCCACAUUAUUUUGAUUUUUUUUUUCUCUCAAAAAUUAGUUUUAGGAGUUCAUGCAUACACUAUACUUUGUAAUAUCCUUUGAAGUGUAUCCUCUGCUCAUUGCCAUGUAUUUUACUUACUUAAAGGAACAAAUAUUAAGGCCAUACUUUAAUGUUGUAGGUAAGGAAUUUAAACUUUCUGCCACUCAAGAAAGAUACUUAGUAUUUAUAUACAUUACCUCUUGCUGCUGUAUUUUACAUUUAGCUUGGUUUUCCCCCUACUAAUGAAUGUAGCACUCUCCAUAGAUUAUACAUAACUACAUUUAUUGCUCUUGGCUCUGUAGCAAGAAUUAUUUGUAAUUUUCCAGCUGUGAAAAUGUUGCCUUGCAUUCAGAAAGGUUUCAUGAGUUGGGAACCUAGAGGAAGUCCUGCUCAUUAGGUACCAGUCUGCAUUUCUUUCUGCACAGGAGGCCCUUUCUCAGAUGCAUCAUAAAACAAGCAGUGCUGCUGCUGUCUUAAUAUGUUUAUUGCUGCUCUGGAGGAUUUCUUGGAAGAAAACUUACUGUCCUGCAUCAAGUCUGGAGAGUAAGCUCCUGCUUUCUUGCUCUUUUGUGUAUCCAUCACUGUUGUAGCUGUGAUAGAGGCAUUAGCUGUGGGCUUUUUCACCUGUUGAUAUUUAAUCUUGACCAAGUUCCUCUCUUUGAGGUCCACGAUGAAGGAUGUGGCAGUGCUGCUGUGCUGAUGAUGCUAGAUUUCAGGGUCUGUCAGCACUUUCAGUGUGAAACCCUAUUUUCAGGGAUUUAGAAUUUCUAAGUGUAAAUACAAUCACUGGAAGGAUUUAAUAUGCAAUAGGUAGCACUUUUCAUUUGUUAAUGAAGGGGUUUGAGAUUAGUUUCUGUUGAAAAAGCCCUGGUCUCCUAAAGCAUGGUGGGCAUUUGCUUUAUCCUUUGUAUUUUGUACACUGAUAAAGCCCCUGUGUGUUACAAAAGGUGGAGCCCUUCCUACUCAUCCUAGAAGCUUCCAGUUGUAUUACAAUGUACUGUGAAAAGCUAAAGAUCCAGGUUAUAUAGGAAUUCUGUAAGAGAUGUAAACAUUACUUAUAAUUUAAAGGUUGAUUCUGUCUUGUGCAGUCAAGGGUAGCUUGCCUGCAUUUGAUGAUGGUACAGAAUCACAACUGUGUGCACAUGUGAGAGCUGUGAACUGCAAAUGCAUGAAGGAAUUUUAUUCCCAUUUCAUUGUUACAACUUCUGAUUCCUUCCGUUUUGAUUCCAAUGUUACCUUAAUCUUUUGAUUUCUGUUCAUGAAAUAAAUAUUGCAUGUCUAACACUAAUAAAGCACCACGAUGCACUACCC